This is a messenger RNA of Durusdinium trenchii, 2211 nucleotides long. The record is from the annotation of a GenBank genome assembly. Lineage: Eukaryota; Dinophyceae; Suessiales; Symbiodiniaceae.
AUGUCUCGCCUCAGCUGGGCCCCACCCGCCUUGCUGGCGCGCGUGCUGCGCGAUGUGCGUGGCCGCGCACGACGGGACUUGGAACCUCGGGGUGCGGCGGCGCUGGCGCACGCGGUGGCGCAGCUGGGGGAGCACACGGAGUUGGUGGCGGAGGUGGUGCAGGAGCUGGUGCCCACCCUUCGCCGCUUCGCACGGAAGGGCUUUAAGCCGGCCGAAGUGGCCUUGAGUUUGGAUGCUUUGUCGCGCAUGGGUGGAGAGAGCCAUGGGUCAAGCACUGGUAGCUUUCCUUUGCCGCGCUGGGCGGAGGAGGCCAUGGCCGCCUUGGAGGAGGACCUCGCGCGGGUCGCGCAGCACCUGCGCUACCCGGAGCUGGUGAUGGUCCUCGUCGCCUCUGCACGCCGGAGUGGCGGCUUGAGCGGUGGCGUGGGCGGAGUGGGGGAGGAGUUGAUGAAGGCCAUUGAGGCCACCUUCAGCAACUGCCCCACUGCCGAGCUUUGCAUCAUGGUGCAUUGCAUGGCACGGCUUCAGCUGAACUUUGCAAUGUCUCAAGAUUUGGCUUUGGUGAUUUUGGACCACCUGUGUCCUCAGAAGAAUCCUGGCCUCAGGACCGAUUGUUCUUUAGACCACGUCAUCUUACUUCUCCACGCCUUCGCCAAGCUCUCGGUGCGUCCCAGCCAGCCCUACUGGGCGCUGGUCUCGCAGCGCCUGCGCGACGCGGCGCUGGUCUCGCGGUCCAAUGCGGUGCGCCUGUGCCUGGCGGCGGCGAAGCUGGAUCACCGGGGCGUGGCCAUUGGACACGUCUACGGUGUUGCCCUGGAUGGCCUUUUGGCGAACUUGUGCGAUGAAGCCUUUGCAUCGAUGGUCUUUGUGCUGCUGCAUCCCUUCUAUUUCAACCAGCGCCACCUGCAAGAGCUCCUGGUCUACGCCGCUGCUCGCGAGAUUUGUGCCCAAAGCUUGGCACUUCAAGUACGCAUUGGUUUGGUGGCUUUGGUCUACUUGGGAAGCUCCACCUUCCCUUUGCAGGUCGCCCAAAGUCUGACGCGCUUGGAGAAGGCCACUGCUCAACGCGCUGUGUGGGAGAUUCGGGAGAUUCUGGGAAAGUACGCAGAACAGUCUGGUGCUGAGCACUUCUGGCUCCUUUAUCGUCCCUUCUCACCAACCCAUGUGCACGUCACGCACUCCAAACCCUCACGCAUCCGCUUGCGCCCGGUGGUUGGAAACCACCUUCGUUCGCGCGAUCGCGCGCCCUCCAUGCGGGGGGAGAUCGACCCCGGCGUUGGGCGAGUGAAGGAGGCGCUGAGGCGCCUGGGACAGCCCGAAGUGGACCUGCGGGGUCGAUGUCUUCAUGUGGCUGGCACCAAUGGCAAGGGCAGUGUCACCUGGCUCGAACCAGCAGCGGGCGAAGCAGCCGUUCCAAACCGCAGAGUGGCGGUUCGGGUGGGGUUGGGAGAGGGACGAGAGAAGCCAGGGUGGGUGGAUGAGAGGAACAUUGCUGCAUUACCAAAGUCAAGGACUUCUACCAAGGUGUGUGCCAUGCUUUUCGCGGUUUGCAGGCAUGCUGGCUUUCGCGUCGGCAUGUUCACAAGCCCACAUUUGUUGGAACCCUUGGAUGCCAUUCAGAUGGCCGAGGAGGGUGAGGAGACACCGGUGCAGCCGGAGACCUGGAAGCUCUUGGAAGAGGAGGUCAAGAAGCUUUGCGGACACGCCACGCCCGAGAUCUCAUUGACCAUCUUCGAACUUCAAGUGGUCACGUCCUUGCUCCUCUUCGCACGCCAUCAGGUAGAUGUGGCCAUCAUUGAGGUGGGGAUGGGAGGCCUAGAGGAUGCCACCAAUGUGCUCCUGGAACCCGCAGCCUGUUGCAUCACCAGCAUUGCCCUGGACCACGAGAAGUUCUUAGGGCCAACCCAUGAGGACAUCGCCAAGCACAAGGCUGGCAUUUUCCAACGCGGGCGCCCUGCCUACGUUGCUAAGGAUGGCAUGUCAGAGAGCGUCCAGCGAGUCAUCGCUGAAGUCGCUGAGCGUGUCGGAGCACUGCUCUUUUGGGUGGCACCAGCCGAGGUCGUUGGCGAGCCGCCCCAUGGGCGAGGCCGAGGCCAUCAGACCUUGCAAGCUCGGUGUCCAAGGCGAUGUAGACAUGCAACAGAAGAGCGUCUCAUUUGGACAGGAUGUUUUCUCAUGUUUUCUCCCAACUCAUUUUUGGGACCUUCUUGA